Actinia tenebrosa (Australian red waratah sea anemone) is the source of this 483-nucleotide messenger RNA. RefSeq lists its product as uncharacterized. The record is from RefSeq and is a predicted model, not a curated record. Lineage: Eukaryota; Metazoa; Cnidaria; Anthozoa; Actiniaria; Actiniidae.
AAAAGACCCGGAGGAUGUAUACGAGAGUAGUGUAGUGAAGAAUCUUCGCCGAUGGACAUCAAAAACGAUGCAAAGUGUACCUCGAAAAGAAAAGCAGACUAUGGAAGGGACGGCCUUUAUCUUGUUGGGGAAGAUGAAAAAAGUAAAGCCUCUGAUGCCAGAAAGUACACGGAGACCACAACCAAAACGGAAAGUUCAAGAUUUCUUAGUGAAUUUGAAGAGGAUGAAUUGAUUGCAGAGGAGGAAAAAGUUGGAAAGGGAACAGAGAAGAAGGAAAAGAAGAAAAAGAAGAAAGAUCAACUAGAUGAGCUUAUGGCAAUGAUGCCUACAAUGACGGAGGCUGUAACCAAGGCGGCAAAGGCACAUGAAAAAGCCGUUUCAAAGUGGCGAGGGUUGUCGAUCUCUGACUCUGAUUAGCGAGUUGGAUGAUACUAUAUAUUGACGUGUUAUUGUUCACAAUAAAGUUUUUCUGUUCUCUUUGUU